Molecule: messenger RNA, 1029 nt
Organism: Caenorhabditis remanei
Lineage: Eukaryota; Metazoa; Nematoda; Chromadorea; Rhabditida; Rhabditidae
Exons: 3
Coding region: 1-1029 (342 amino acids)
Biological process (GO): embryo development
Source: RefSeq, a predicted model, not a curated record
AUGCCUCCAUUCAAAUUCUACAAACUACCGUACUUGGCCCAAUAUCUAGUCCUACAACUAAUGACACCUGCAGAAGUGUUUUAUCUGACUUCUCUCUCCGUCUCCAUCAAAAAUAUGACAAAACGGAUGAGAUGGUGCGAACAGUCGCCACGUGUCUAUCUUUCACACUGUUUUACCUUUGAAUCAGAUGAGUUUUAUUGGAAAGUUUUUGUUGGAAACAAAAAAAUGCCUGUCUUGGCAUACCAGGUAUUUUCUGAUGAAGUGGAGCAUCCGAAACAGGAGGAUACCGGAAAAAUGAAGCUUUACUACAAACCAUCCGCCAGCCCAGAAUUCCCGUUUUACUAUAUGUGCAAGUCUUCGGAUGUCGACAAGUUUUGGGAGAAAAUUCAAAAAAGUCUUGAGGAACUAUUUCAAACCAACAAAAUCGAAGUAUCCGGGACUUUGACUGAGAUUCCGAAAUCGAUAACCUUUGCGGAUUAUCGAUUAGACUGCUUCCGUCCGGAGGCUGAAAAUUUGGAACAAUUUCUAGAAAGUUUAGACGGAAAAAAGUCGCCGAAUUCGAUAGUUAUGCGAAGAAUAUACGGAACUCUACGCGAAAAUUCUAGAAUUUCGAAAAUCGAUUACGUCUUCCUACGUGAUGACGGGUACUGUAGAUCGGAUUUUUUCGGAAAUUUUCGUGGGAAAAACUUGUUCAUGGUGAGAUUAAGAGGCGGAAAUCAGGCUUUUGUCAGACUUAUCAAAAAAUGGCUGAAUGGAGAGAGAAAUAAUUUGGAAUCAGUCAUUAUUAGUCAUGGAUCAAGAUUCGACUCGCAUGAGGUGCUCAAUGAAUUCAAUUGGCUACCGUAUUCGGAGGAGAGACGCUCGAAAGUGUAUACUCCAAGUGUUGAGUCUAACUUUGAAAUCCCGCUGGAGACGUAUGACCACUCUGACGGUGUCGAUAUCAUUCGGGAAUCUGAUGGACUAUUGGCCAGUAUCAAGAUUAGUCGGACUGAAUUCACAUUUUUUGUUUGGAAGAAUCGAUUUCCUUGA